Monopterus albus (swamp eel) is the source of this 3467-nucleotide messenger RNA. RefSeq names its product tetraspanin 9a (gene tspan9a). Gene Ontology annotation, cellular component: plasma membrane. The record is from RefSeq and is a predicted model, not a curated record. The transcript has 10 exons. The coding region runs from base 443 to 1162 and encodes 239 amino acids. NCBI's taxonomy places the organism in Eukaryota, Metazoa, Chordata, Actinopteri, Synbranchiformes, Synbranchidae.
AUAUUAAGAUUUUAGAUUUGUUUUGCAACUAGAUAGUAAAAAGAUAGGGUUAGAGAGAGUGCUAGAGUACAAGACAGGUUGUGUGAUGAUGAGUAGUCAUGCCUCACAACUGUAUUUUCCUCAGUCACAGUGCAGCUCAGAGUUGGAUGAAUGAGUCUUGUGUCUGGCUGCCUGUUCAACACUCAUUAAGUGAUGGAGCUCUGAGUCACCUGGCCUUGUACAAGCAGUUACCUACCAAGCUCACUGCAACUUUUGACCUCCCCAGCCUGAGGUGGAGACAGUCUCUCUUCCUGUUUCUCACCCUUGUAGGAAGUUACAGGUGGGAUGGUCCUCCACAGGUGACUAGCUGCUAGCUAUCGCCACCUCUUUGCCAGGCACGAGCUUCAAACCGCUCUACAGAAAACCAGCGGGUGAUGCCACAGUGGAAUUCAAGAAGUGCAACAUGGCAAGAGGCUGCCUCUGCUGCUUGAAGUACAUGAUGUUCAUUUUCAAUCUCAUCUUCUGGUUAUGUGGCUGUGGGCUGCUCGGCGUGGGCAUCUGGCUCUCCGUGUCUCAGGGCAGCUUCGCCACCUUCUCGCCCUCAUUCCCUUCACUGUCAGCUGCCAACAUGGUCAUCGCCAUCGGCGCCAUUGUCAUGGUAACGGGUUUCCUCAGUUGCCUGGGUGCCAUCAAGGAGAACAAGUGCCUGCUUCUGAGCUUCUUCAUUGUCCUGCUGAUAAUUCUCCUGGCAGAGCUGAUAUUUCUCAUCCUGUUCUUUGUGUACUCAGAUAAGGUGAGUGAGAAUGCUAAGCAAGAUCUGAAGGAUGGGCUGGCUCUCUACAACUCAGAAAACAACAUAGGCCUGCGAAAUGCCUGGAACAUCAUCCAGGCAGAGUGGAAGUGCUGCGGUGUGAUAGCAUACACCGACUGGCAUGAGGCCCUGAAGGAGAAGGUAGUCCCUGACCGCUGCUGCCAGGAGCAUUACCAGAACUGUGGGCGCAACUCCACCAACUUGUUCUGGAACACAGGCUGCUUUGAGAAAGUGGAGGAAUGGCUGGAUGAAAACAAGCACCUGCUGGGAACCAUAGGCAUGGUCAUCUUGGUAGUGCAGCUCCUAGGCAUGGCGUUCUCCAUGACGCUGUUCCACCACAUCCACAGAACGGGCAAGAAGUAUGAUGCUUAACCUUGGAGGAGGGGGGGACUCGAUAGGGAGGAGCCGCACUGCCUGAUGGGAUAAGACUCUGAUUUAAAAACACCCCUGCUUCCCCCCUCAUUUUACAGUCUCUUUAGAGCAUCCUUUGCCUCUCCCCCCAGCUCCCCUCAAGACCUAUUGUACAGAUUCCAGCUGUGUCCCUGAUCUGUUUUGCUCUCUCCCCUCACCAUUCAUUUUGCCAAAGAGUAACACAACUGAAAACGAAGGGACACCUAGUUUUGGCAAGGAAGAGAAUCCCAUUGAUUGUUGCUCUUCUUUUUUUUUUUCUUUUGCUUGGACUAACAAUUUUCUUGAAGGAAGGACAGGCAUUGAUACAAUGAGGACUUUACUAAUGCCCACACACCCACUCUGUGGCAAAGUGAACAUAUAAAACUGACAAUACCCUCCACCUCUCAUGGAGAUUUUUUUCGUCAUGUUGAGUAAACUCAAGCCCCCCUUUUUCCCUUGUAAAUGAAAUACUUCCAACCCGGCAUGCUAGUUUUCUACUUCACAGAUCUACUUUUGUCAUACAUUUUCUUUUUCCCUUUUUUGUGAGUUUAACAUCCAUGAUCCUGUAGAAUGUUCUGCAAGUGGCAAACAGAUCAGUUCAAUGAGCUCUCAGACAUGCUGUGUGUGUGUGUGAGUGUGUUGUGGUGGUGGUGGUUUUGAUGUGACAUUGCUGCAGAGGGGCACAGGCAUGUUGGAAUGGUGUUUAAUAGAGAAUAUGAUAGACGGACAUGGUGUAAGCAGGAAGAACCAUUGGUGGAUUUGUUUUAUAGCAGUAUCCUCUGAAUAAUAAACCAUAAUGCACAAAUCUGCCUGUGAAAACAUGCACCUACUGUACACGUGUUGUGCUGCCACACAGCAGCAGUAUUCCCAUUCCCUGUGAGACAGCAUAACUGUGCAAAGUGGCUGUUUGUUAGGGCCCUACCAGGACUGUCAAGUGUAGAGAUAUGGGUGACGAAGUCCCCUCUUUGAGAUACAGCCUGAAUUGAGUGUGUUUGUUGCUGUGUGGGUGUGUUUUAUCACACUGUCCAAGCUACAAAGGAUAGGAAAAAAAUAGCACACAUAAACCCAGAGAAAAGCAGGGGCAGACAUGUUGACUUGCUGCUGCCAUCAAUUGUGUUAGUGGAGGCGGCUAGAACUUCUAUAUUCAAGAGAUCUUAUCCUUUCACUCUGUGCAACUUACUGUAUUCUCCCUCUCAUUCUGGCUGUCAACUCCCCCUGCCUCCAUCCUUUUUUUUUUACCUCAAAUUUCUUCCCAUGAGUCAAAAAGCAAUGAACUUUUUGCUCUAAACGUACACACGAUAUCUCUGCUGACAUUCCUGCACAAUUACACCUCUGGUAUGCAACUUUGCCAGUUUUACUUAAGCUUCCUUUUCUUGCUGCCAGCAGAGGAGAGGGUGGUGAAAGUGUAGGCAGAUCAAAGCUGAGACAGAUAGGUAUGGCAACAUGCCCUGUAGGACAUGUCUAUUUACUGAUGAUUCGCUACAGGAGCCCCGAGUAUCAGCCUGCCUUCGUAAGGCUGAAAAUUCUCUAUAUCUGUUGUUGUAGACACCCUCAGGGGAGGCUGCUCUAGGUUUCAAAAUGUCUGCAUACACGGUAAAGGUUCAGAAGCAGUUUUUGUCACAUAUCUUGAAAUUUGUCUUUUCAUCCCGAUGGCAAUGAAUGCAUUAAAUGCAUUGACAACAUAAAGAAACAAAUCCAUCAUGUCUGGCAGCAGCAGCAGCAGGGCUGAAAAAAGCCUGACCAAUAAUUUUACUCGGCACGAGCAAAACUGUUGGAUGGCCUACCAGCCUGUCAGCCUACUUCCUACUUGAGCCCAUUCUGCCCUUUGCACAAGCCCAAGAAUCUGCCAAAAGGCCAGGCAGACAGGCAUGUUACUGUUCUGUUUUAAUAGCUAAAGCUAGCGAGCUAUGAAGUGAGCUUUGAAUGGAAUUACCUGGCCUCUGUCUUCACUUCCCACCAGAACAGCCCAGACUUUUAAGGCUAGUUUACUGGCUUUAUGAGCCAGGGUAAAAGCAGCUUAGCCAUGAACCAGAGGUCCCCAACUAUGGACUGGGGCUGCAGAUCUGGGAGGGUAACACCGCAUUUGAGAAAGUUACAACUAAAAAGAAGUUGGAUGCUGCAAAAGUAAAACCAGAAUUAGCAUUGGUGUGGCUUUUGAACCACAGCGACAACUGAGAGAAUAAAAGGGGCAGAAAAGUGACGCCAUGGUGGGCAUAUUUCUGCUGGACAGGUAAUAAUCGGUUUUGUUUGUUUUGGGGGGGAUUUGUCAUUUUCCUGAAAUCUGUAA